CGCCGUUAGCCAAGAUGGCGGCGGUGGAAUUCAGGCUGCCCGGGGCGAGGAAACGUUUAACGUCCAACCUGCUUCGCAGCAGCGGCGGAGACCGGGAUUUGGUGGCCCCCGGGGACACCAUCACCACGGACCCGGGAUACAUGCGGGGCCACGGAACCUACCUCGGGGAUGAGCAGCUGGUGGCGUCCGUGGCCGGAGUUGUCGAGAGGGUGAACAAACUGGUGUGUGUCAAAGCAUUAAAAGCCAGGUACAACGGUGAAGUUGGAGACAUCGUGGUUGGGAGAAUUACAGAGGUUCAGCAGAAACGAUGGAAGGUGGAAACCAAUUCUAGAUUAGAAUCUGUGCUUUUGCUGUCUUCCAUGAAUCUUCCAGGUGGAGAGUUGAGACGCCGAUCUGCAGAGGAUGAACUAGCUAUGAGAGAUUUUCUCCAAGAAGGAGACCUUGUCAGCGCCGAAGUCCAAGCGGUGUUUUCUGACGGGGCAGUCUCGUUGCACACUCGAAGUCUCAAAUAUGGAAAGCUUGGCCAGGGGGUCCUGGUCCAGGUCUCCCCGUCCCUGGUGAAGCGUCAGAAAACUCACUUCCACGACUUGCCAUGCGGGGCCUCCAUCAUUCUUGGCAACAACGGCUUCAUCUGGAUUUACCCCACCCCUGAGCAGAAAGAGGACGAGGCUGGGGGCUUUGUGGCGAACCUGGAGCCGGUGCCUCUGCCUGACCGUGAGGUCAUCUCCCGCCUCCGAAAUUGUAUCAUGGCUCUGGUGUCCCAGAAGAUGACCUUGUACGACACGAGCAUCCUGUACUGCUACGAAGCUUCUCUCUCUCACCAGAUCAAAGACCUUCUCAAACCAGAAGUGGUGGAGGAGAUUGUGUUGGAGACACGCCAGAGGCUUCUGGAACUGGAAGGAUGAUGGCAGAGAAGGAGUGAGCGCCAAGUUAGAAAUCUAGAGAUUCUGA
Molecule: messenger RNA, 951 nt
Organism: Protobothrops mucrosquamatus (brown spotted pit viper)
Lineage: Eukaryota; Metazoa; Chordata; Lepidosauria; Squamata; Viperidae
Gene: EXOSC2
Product: exosome component 2
Exons: 10
Coding region: 15-905 (296 amino acids)
Biological process (GO): nuclear polyadenylation-dependent rRNA catabolic process; U4 snRNA 3'-end processing; poly(A)-dependent snoRNA 3'-end processing
Cellular component (GO): nuclear exosome (RNase complex); cytoplasmic exosome (RNase complex)
Molecular function (GO): RNA binding
Source: RefSeq, a predicted model, not a curated record